Molecule: messenger RNA, 1995 nt
Organism: Scomber japonicus (chub mackerel)
Lineage: Eukaryota; Metazoa; Chordata; Actinopteri; Scombriformes; Scombridae
Gene: chst7
Product: carbohydrate (N-acetylglucosamine 6-O) sulfotransferase 7
Exons: 2
Coding region: 33-1304 (423 amino acids)
Biological process (GO): carbohydrate metabolic process; N-acetylglucosamine metabolic process
Cellular component (GO): Golgi membrane
Molecular function (GO): N-acetylglucosamine 6-O-sulfotransferase activity; chondroitin 6-sulfotransferase activity
Source: RefSeq, a predicted model, not a curated record
CUAGCCUGCCCCCCCUCACACGGCGAAAGGAAAUGAAGAGGAGGCUACAUAAGAAAUACUUAAUUUUGAUAUUAGCAUAUUCAGGUUUACUUCUUCUAAUUCCUUAUGUGUUAGAUUACCGGGACAAAUCCGCUCAACACGGUAAACAAGGACUGCCGCAGCAACAGCCCAGAUGCCCAGAUCUGGAUAACACGGUGGCUCUGCUGUGGGACACCGGCUACAAACUCAACGGCAGCAGCGACGGGGCGGAGUACGCCGUCAACAGGACCCAGUCUCGGAUACACAUCUACCUGCAUGCCACCUGGAGGACGGGCUCGUCUUUUUUGGGGGAGCUGUUUAACCAGCACCCCGAUGUUUUCUACCUGUAUGAACCGAUGUGGCACAUAUGGCAGGCUCUGUACCCGGGGGACGCGGGCAGUCUGCAGGGCGCAGUACGGGACAUGAUGAACGCUCUAUACCGCUGCGACUUCUCCGUCCUCAAACUUUACGCAGGCUCGCAAAACAUCACCACGUCGUUCAUCUUCGGCUGGAAGAUGAACAAGGUGAUAUGCUCGGAACCGCUGUGUGAGGCGCACAAGCGACACGAGAUCGGGUUGGUGAAAGAGGACCAGUGCGCAAAGUGCCAAAAGAGGGACAUCAGGGAUCUGGAGAGGGAGUGUAAAAAGUACAAGGUGGUGGUGAUCAAAGGAGUCCGCGUUUUGGACCUGAGCACGCUGGUUCCCUUGAUGAAAGACCCGGCGAUAAACCUCCAGAUCAUUCAGCUCUUCAGAGAUCCGAGGGCCGUGCACAACUCGCGGCUGAAGUCCAAGCAGGCCCUGGUGAAGGAGAGCAUCCAGGUGCUGAGGAGUAAGAAGCAGAAUGACAAAUACAAGCGCCUGCUGGUGCCGAGCAACAGGGUGAACCGGGCAGAGAGCUACGUCUCCAGCGCCAUGGAGCUCAUCUGUGACAACUGGCUGAGUGACAUGAUGCUGGUGGUGAACUCUCCACCUUGGGUAAAGAGGAACUACCUCCGGAUUCGCUACGAGGAUUUAGUCCUGCACCCCAUGGAGGAGCUCCAGAGGCUGUUCCGUUUCUCCAACCUCUCCAGCUCCCCUGCUUUGGAGAGGUUUGCGCUUAACAUGACGCACGGCCAUGGUUACUCCUCAGACAAGCCCUUCUUGAUAUCAUCCAGGGACGCGAAAGAGGCCAUAUACGCCUGGAGGGAGCGACUCAAUGUUGAGCAGAUAAAUCAGGUGGAGGCCUACUGCAGCGAAGUUAUGAGGCACCUGGGGUAUCAGAAGAACAGCGUGGACAAAACUACAUGAGGAUGCGCCAUGAAGAAUCAUUGGGUUAAGGGGCCUGGUAUUCAAGGCGGAGGGCAAAAAAAAGGCGGAAUAACAACAUAAGCAGCUGGAAUAUGGUCCAGUGGGAGGUGUGAGCACGGCUCUCUCGGGUUGUUUUCCCUCAGCCGAGCCCAGGUCAAUGAACUGGAGAGAAGCCGAGUGGAAAGAGUAGCCAUUCAGAGACAGAUGAAUUUGAAACGAGGAGCCGACAGCUUUUUUUUUUUUUUUUUUUUCACAGUGUAGCCUGCUCAACGCCAGUGAGGUCUAUACAGAUAGAGAGAACACGGGGAGGAGAAAUAAACAAGAAGAGAGAGACAGAGCGAUGAGGCUGGUGUGUGUGCUGCCACUGUGCUCACUAGCCUCUCUAUCCUUCCGUCCUUUUAGUAGCACUAAUCCCUCCACAAAUCCCCUGCAGGCGAGGGCCAUAAAAAGCCAGAGAUGGGUCCGUCUUGGGAGACAACUGGCACCAUACAGGAUGGCAGCGUCAGGUCAUAGCUCUCACCUGCGUGAGUUAUUAUCCGUCCAGCCUAUGAAUAAGCACAGCAGUAAUCGCGGACUUUACUGAUACUUAACUGCAUUUGGCUCACUAACAAUGCUAAUGUAGAACUUUUGAAAGGAGAAACUACAGUAUUUUCUUUAAAGGAGGCCUGACUGAGGAGCUAUUGUCACCCCC